CCGCUGUAAAUAGAAAACCGAAAGAAAGAAAGAAAGAGGCCUGCCUACCUAAACUUCUUCAGUGCCUCCAUCCUCUCUGAAAAUUCUUUGCUUUGGCCUUUUUCUAUUUGCUCGCCCACAGGUCUUGGGUGCUGAGCGGUUUUGAUUUUUUUGAAGGGCUUUUCAGUUCUUGUUCUUGUUCAAGAGAAUUAAGAUGUUUCUUUUGGAUUGGUUUUACGGGAUUUUGGCAUCCUUGGGUUUGUACCAGAAGGAGGCCAAGAUUUUGUUUCUGGGUCUCGAUAAUGCCGGGAAGACAACCUUGCUUCAUAUGUUGAAAGAUGAGAGACUGGUGCAGCACCAACCAACCCAGUACCCUACCUCAGAGGAACUGAGUAUUGGCAAAAUCAAGUUCAAAGCGUUUGAUCUGGGAGGCCAUCAGAUUGCUAGGAGAGUCUGGAAAGACUACUACGCCAAGGUUGAUGCUGUGGUGUAUCUAGUUGAUGCUUAUGACAAGGAGCGGUUUGCUGAAUCAAAGAAGGAACUAGAUGCCCUUCUGUCGGACGAGUCAUUAGCGAAUGUCCCAUUCCUGAUUCUGGGGAACAAGAUUGACAUACCGGCGGCUGCUUCAGAGGAUGAGCUGCGGUACUACAUGGGGCUCACGGGUCUCACCACUGGUAAGGGAAAUGUUAAUCUUGCGGAGACCAAUGUUCGGCCACUCGAGGUUUUCAUGUGCAGCAUUGUGCGGAAAAUGGGAUAUGGUGAGGGGUUCAGAUGGAUGUCUCAGUACAUUAAGUAAGUAGGGGAUGGAUGGAUGAUUAUGGUGUUCGAGUCCACCAGGAAAAACUUGUUUGUCUGUUCUUGGUAGUGAAUUCCAGAGGGAGGCAGAGGUUAUGUUCCAUUUUGUGGCUGAUAUCUAUCUGUUUGUUUGUUUGUUUUCAUGUAACAAAAAGUGGGAUGAUGAAGGAAGACCUAAGUGUAGAACUGAUUGAUUGAUUGUGUGGCGUUUUGUUUAA
Molecule: messenger RNA, 992 nt
Organism: Andrographis paniculata
Lineage: Eukaryota; Viridiplantae; Streptophyta; Magnoliopsida; Lamiales; Acanthaceae
Product: GTP-binding protein SAR1A-like
Exons: 3
Coding region: 194-775 (193 amino acids)
Biological process (GO): endoplasmic reticulum to Golgi vesicle-mediated transport; membrane organization; intracellular protein transport
Cellular component (GO): COPII vesicle coat; endoplasmic reticulum exit site
Molecular function (GO): GTPase activity; GTP binding
Source: RefSeq, a predicted model, not a curated record